Messenger RNA from Clupea harengus (Atlantic herring), 2091 nucleotides. It is a transcript of the gene cdc37l1, whose product is annotated as hsp90 co-chaperone Cdc37-like 1. The annotation marks the transcript as partial. The record is from RefSeq and is a predicted model, not a curated record. Gene Ontology annotation, biological process: protein stabilization; protein folding. The transcript has 3 exons. NCBI's taxonomy places the organism in Eukaryota, Metazoa, Chordata, Actinopteri, Clupeiformes, Clupeidae. Gene Ontology annotation, cellular component: cytoplasm. Gene Ontology annotation, molecular function: heat shock protein binding; protein-folding chaperone binding.
UUAUAAACCACACACACCUUGUUUUGACAGGUUGCACUGUUUCUUUCUUUCUAUUAAAGGCAGGACAGGAGGGUUAUUUGGAUGUCUUCCACACCGAGCUGGAGGCCUUCAAGCGGAGAGUAAAAGAGUACACCAUGAAGUCCAAACUGGAGACUCCCAAAGCCAGUGAAAAGCAGCCCCCCUCCCCCCGCUGUCGCUUGGAUCCCAAAGAGGUUCUCGAGUCUUUGCCUCCGGAGCUGAAGGCCGGACUACAGCUUCAGGACGUGCAGAUCCUACAGAACAUCCUCAGCACGAUGAACCCACAGGUGGCAGAGUACCACGUGAGGCGUUGCCUGGAGGCGGGGCUGUGGACUAGCACUGAGCGACUGUUCAAAGACGACACCACAGAAGCAGACGACUGUCGCAUGAUGGAGACGUAGUAUCGGAUCUGAACACAUACUCCAGCGCGUUCUCCUUUUAUUUCUCAUAGGAUGCAAACGAAUAGAAAAGAAAAGAAAAAAACACAAAACGGCACAAGGGUUUCAAGCGGAAGAGGAUGGUGAUUUAAGAAGAGUGCCGCAGUCCUCACAGACUAUUUUCUUUGGUAUUUGCGCCUGAAUGUGUGCUGCACUUUAUAUUUGUUUGGAAGAAAAGAGCAAGUAUUUUAAAGAACAAGAAAGCGGUAUUUUUUUAGGCACUUGUUCUGUGCUUACGGUCAUGUGGAUUAACCGUGGGAUGUGACGCCGAGUGUGCAAAGCAGCGGGCAUUCUAUGGAGAUGAGGUUUUUUGAGAUUUAGUCGGUACUACAAGGAGAUGCCUUGAGAUUUUUAAUUUUAUUUGCUAUCUUUGUUAUUCUUUGUUCUCUUUUUUUUUUGUGUGUGUGUGUGUGUUACUGCUCAUUUUUCUCCAUGGCUUUCUUAUUUACGAGGGAAAGUAUAACAAGAAAUUAAGAAAUGCUUAUUUAAAAGCAGAAAAAACUGUCGGGCAGUACCGCAUGCUAUACUUCACUGCUCAGCAGCUGUGGUGACUCAGCGUGCAGUUUUAAACUCCUAGCUGAAGCUGCGGAGUCAUGUCCCCACGUGAUGCCUCGAGACUACAGCUGUAGCAGCAGCACCCCCUGCAACGUCACCACUUGCAUGACUCAGCAGGACUGCACAGGCACUGGUGAAGGACUGCUUGGGGAGGUUGUGAAUGUUGGCGGGCCCAUCUCUGUCGCUGUCAUGCACCGCGAGGAGCUGCCAAGCACUCGUAACACUGUGGAGUUUCGUGAAAUGUGUCUGUAGCCUAUCAGUUGUCCCAGUUAGACCAAGACAAGUUAUCCUGAUUCAUUCAACCGAGGAAACUCAAACACAUGAGCUCCUUCUGUCCAGCUGUUGUUUAUUUCUUGGUUAGUUGUAGUGGCAAAGAGCUGUUAGAGAUUCAUCUCCAUUCACGGCAUACAUUUUUUAGUUUUUUUUAAAGCCAGAUUUGUUCAAAGGAUCCAAUAUAAGCUGCUGUCAGAUAAAUUAAGCCAGUUAGUUUUUUUAAGACUCAUGAUGUGAACUUGCUCAAAGAAAAAUAGGCUUUCGCUAGUGUACUUGCCAUUACUAUUAAGACCUGUCUUUCCAAAGACAAUAAACUGCUCCCUGAAAACCUCAGUUUUUCAGGGAUGAAAUUGAGGGUAGCCCGAUGUCCCUAAUUGAUUUACGUUUCCUCUUCAGAACAGAAUGUCUUCAUUAUUUGUGGUAAUUUCAAAUGAGCCCUUGCAAGUGCUUGGCGAUGCAUGAAGCGUGGUCACAUCUUAAUGCAGACAGCAGGGCACUCUGGAAAAGAUCUGGCUACAAUGUGGCCAUCAGGGUCCGAUCAGGGCCAGAUCAGUGCCAUUGUCAGCUGCUAUCAAACUAAGAGGUGACGUCUUGGUGUUUGCUGCACAACAUGAUGAAACAUGGAGGCAACUUCAGCUGCUCAGUUUCUGCAGUGUUCAUACGUCUCUCAGUAGUAGUGGCAGUGGCAGUGGGAGAGCCUGUUCCUAUGCUAGACAGCUUAACAGGGUGUAGACGACUUUAUUGCUGAAUAUCACUAAAUACUCUUCUGUGGAAGACAGAUUACUGCAAUAAAUAUUAAUACAAACAA